UACGGCAACCCCAUAAUCGACAUAACAGAAAAUUCCCAGUACGGCAUAAAAAGAACAAGGCCUCCCGCUUCAAAGAAAUUCUCCAAGCACCGUCACUCCCUGCCGCGUUCGGUUCUUUCCCACGGUUCCCGUACCCUCAGAUUCAUCAGGUCAAGUUAUCGUCCGCAUCAGUGAACGAAUCCUCCGUGCUAGCUCUUCUUCAGAUCGGAUUUUUUCCACACUUAAAAGGUUGAUUUGCCCAGAAUUUUUGUAAUAAAUAUUGUGUGGGAAAUCGUGGAUCUUUUAUCAUGGGAGCUGUAGAAAAUGCCUUAGACAACAGAGAACAUCGACUACCAGGAGAAGCAGUGGAGAUUUUAAAAUCAUUGGCUGCCAAUUGGGAUGUACAUGACCCAAAUGAGUUGCAGGUUAUCCGUCUUAAGGGUGCAAUGACAAAUCAGGUUUUCCAAAUAAAGUGGCCCACGAAGACGGAGGAUGUAUCGAGAAAAGUUAUUGUUAGGAUCUAUGGGGAGGGUGUGGAAGUGUUCUUUGAUCGAGAUGAUGAGAUCCGGACAUUUGAGUUCAUGUCAAAGCAUGGGCAGGGACCUCGUCUUCUUGGUCGGUUCCCGAAUGGGCGUAUUGAAGAGUUCAUCCGUGCUCGGACACUAUCAGCAUCUGAUCUGCUUGACCCAGAAAUAUCUGCUCUUAUAGCGUCUAAAAUGAAGGAGUUUCAUGAUCUUGAUAUGCCAGGUCCAAAGAAUGUCUGCCUGUGGGAGAGAUUACGAAAUUGGAUUCGUGUGGCUAAGAGUUUGUCUCUCCCUGAAGAAGCAGAAGCCUUUUGUUUGGAUAAAAUAGAAGAGGAGAUCCCUAUAUUGGAGAAGGAGUUUUCACGGGCUUAUCAAUGUAUAGGUUUUUGCCACAAUGAUUUGCAGUAUGGCAACAUAAUGAUUGAUGAAGUGACCAAUUCUAUAACCAUCAUUGAUUAUGAGUAUGCAAGUUAUAAUCCUGUUGCGUUUGACAUAGCAAAUCAUUUUUGUGAGAUGGCUGCUGACUAUCAUACGGAAACACCUCAUAUUCUGGACUUCAGUAAAUAUCCUGGUUUGGAGGAGCGUCAAAGAUUUGUGCGCAUAUAUUUGAGUUAUUCAGGAAAUGAACCUAGUGACGAUGAAGUGGAGCUGUUGCUUCAAGAUGUUGAGAAGUAUACUCUAGUGAGCCAUCUUUUUUGGGGCUUAUGGGGAAUAAUAUCGGAACAUGUGAAUGAAAUCGACUUCGCUUACAUUGAAUAUGCAAGACAGAGGUUUCAACAAUACUGGUCAAGGAGGUCUGCUCUUUUGGGCUCUGAUGGAGCUUCCUCUGAAAGUGUGACUGAUGGCAGCUGUGCUACCUAGGUCUCUUUAUUGUGUAUAUACAGUUACUUUCAGGAACCAAAAACAUUUCAAGGAUCUCAAGUAUGAUGUUAAAACUUAAAACGUUAAAUUGGAAGAGUUAGCUGUUUUUGUCAUAUAUGCUCGCAUGUACGUAUGGCACGAUUUAGGCAUUUGAUUCAUUGCUUUUAGAGUUAUAAACAUGUCAUUUUUGUAUUUUCUUGCAAUGAAAUUUAUAUUUGAUGAA
Juglans microcarpa x Juglans regia is the source of this 1587-nucleotide messenger RNA. RefSeq names its product probable choline kinase 2. The record is from RefSeq and is a predicted model, not a curated record. Lineage: Eukaryota; Viridiplantae; Streptophyta; Magnoliopsida; Fagales; Juglandaceae. Gene Ontology annotation, molecular function: choline kinase activity; ethanolamine kinase activity. Gene Ontology annotation, biological process: phosphatidylethanolamine biosynthetic process; phosphatidylcholine biosynthetic process. Gene Ontology annotation, cellular component: cytoplasm.